Messenger RNA from Lytechinus variegatus (green sea urchin), 4203 nucleotides. RefSeq names its product crk-like protein. Gene Ontology annotation, molecular function: protein binding. The record is from RefSeq and is a predicted model, not a curated record. NCBI's taxonomy places the organism in Eukaryota, Metazoa, Echinodermata, Echinoidea, Temnopleuroida, Toxopneustidae. The transcript has 8 exons. The coding region runs from base 365 to 1300 and encodes 311 amino acids.
UAGACGGCCGUGCUAUUUUGGCUAAGUGGCCUGUAUUGAAGUUUGACAGAAAUAACACACACAGUUUCUAUUGGACUUCUCGAACUUCCUGGAACUAAUGGCUAAAUAGCGUUUGUGUACAUGUACGUGUGUGUGUGUGAAUGGACUGUCAUGUCAGGGACUUCUGCCUUCUGACUUUUGCGAGUCAAGAUUUUCAACGUCGGUUUUUCAUCACGAUUUCGGCAUCGAUGAAGACUCUUCUCGAAUUUGACAGGAAGGGGUUUUAUUGAUCAACGGAAUAGUUUGAUUCGUUGAAGGUGUAUUUUGGUCGAACUUUUCAGGAAACCAUCUCAUUCGGACGAUACGUGAAGAGGGUUCGUCAAUUAUGGCGUCCCAAGACGAUCUCAAAACCCCGUAUGAUGAUAACAAUAAACAUUUAUGGCAUUUUGGCGGUAUCACGCGAGGGGAGACAGACAACCUCCUAAUCCAAAAGCGACCCGGGACGUUCCUCGUACGAGACAGCCGGACGUGUCCAGGAGACUCCGUUCUCUGUGUUAGUGAAAAUAGUAAAGUAUCUCAUUAUAUCAUCACGAGAAAAGGGGAUCAGUUUGUGAUUGGUGACCAGAUUUUCUCAACGCUACCUGACAUUCUAAACUUUUACCGGGGUCAUUAUCUAGAUACAACCGUCCUAGUUGAACCGUGUCCUAAGAGACAGAUGGUGGCUCAGCCCCCACCACAGUCCCCAGCACCGACAUCACAAGAGAAGUUAAACGACAGAGCACCGCCGACGCCGAAGCCCGAAGUUCCUCCCGUAAAUCCUACACCACCACCUAGCAUACCACCAAGCAACGCUGAACGAUUUAGAGUUAAAUACACCUUCACCAGUGAUGAUUCUGACGAUUUACCCGCUCAGAAAAACGAGAUUCUGACGUUAGUGAACCGAGACGAAGCGGAUUGGUGGACGAUGCGCAAUGGAAGGGGGCAAGAAGGGCAGUUCCCUGUUCCAUGGAUGGAGGCGUUGCCUGUGGAACCACCCCCUGAGGUCUACCGUUCAGUUACAUCAUAUGGUAAAGCAAUACAGAGAAGAAUUCCCAACGCAUACGACACGACGCAACUAAAAUUUGAGAAAGGAGACAUUGUCAAGGUGGUGAAACAGCACAUGAGUGGAUACUGGGAGGGCGAGUUACUCAAGGAUGGCGCCCAAGGAUUUUUCCCUUUCACAUUUGUAGAAAUCCUUCCGCCCGAGGAAGCGGACAAAAUAUUACAAGGACAUAGCGCCAGUCAGAACGGAAUGGAGGGUAAUAAUUCUCUCCUAAAUUGAGCGCAGACUCUGGACUCUUUCAUAUUAUUUUUGUUGGAAUGACUUGAAAAAUUGAAGGAAGAGAUACGUAUGAACAUCAUGCUUCUAUAUAAUGUGUAUAGUAACCAUAUAUCAUGACUGACUGAAUUUUAUUUGUAAUCGUGCUGAGGGGUGGCGGUGAUUGAUAGCCGAUGCAGUCGUUGAUUGUGAUUAUCAUGGAUUGUCGUGAUUGGGACGGAGUGGCGGAUGUUGCCUGGGUUAUGCCACAGAGUUCUUGCAUGGAUCGUGUCGUGUUAACUUCCACGUCAACACCCAUGGUGUACGAAUGCGCGACUCAAGCACAGAGUGAGACUUCUGAUCAAACAGAAAAUUUAAGGGUCAAGUUUCGCUCAACUUUUGCCGGUCUUUAGUUCGCAGUUGGGUCGUGUUCACCGAUUCCUUCGCAAGGGCUGGCUUAGCCUGUGUCAAUGAGAGAUGUACAUGUAAAUUGGCUGAGAUGUGGAUAAUCUGAUUCUGCAGUAUCUUAAAGCAGGAAAGGAAACCUGACCUUACCAUCAAAUCCCUCAACUUGACCUGACAAACAUCCUUCCGUGGAUGGACACAUCAACCGAUGCUGAUACGCUGCUCGGUAACAAGCUAAGAUUGCUGUACAUGUCAUAUAUUUGCGUGUACAUCAAAUAUAUCACCAUUUUAUUCAAGAUAAGCGGCCUGUUGCAUAAAACUUUUUACCUGAGAAAACUCUGGUAAAAACUGAAAUCUAAGGUUAGUUUGAUUUCUGUGAUUGACUUUAACACAGGGCAAAAACUCUGGUAAAAACAACCUGAGUUUUCUCAGGUAAAAAGUUUUAUGCAACGGCCCAAGAUGUUGCUGAUAUUUUGGGGAUGAUCUCAGUUUUAUUGACUUUGUGUAAGUGUAGCAGGAAGCGAAAAAUGUUUGUGGUUGUUCAGUGGCGUAAUUCACGAAAGUAGCACUACUGCAAAUGAUGCACUUUUGGUGUCAGGAGUGGGAUGAAGCAUAUUGAAAUUCAAGAGUAGGAUAAUCAAGUGCAAGAUCUCUGCUAGUACCGCUUCACAGCAGAUGCCUGAGCAAGUAUCACAAUGUGUACUGUAGGUAAAAAAAGGAAUGCUAUCAUCGUUGGAUGUCUUUGCUCGGAAAAUGCCAAGGACAGAUCGAGCCAUACGCAGAUAUUCAGUGGAGGAUCCGUUGAGAAGCAGUCCCUUGUGCAGUUCGCCUACAGCAUCCGCUUGUUUACGGUACCAAGGCCUCUAUCAACCAACAUCCUGCCUCCAAAGAACAUGAACUUAAUCCAUUGCCAAUUCUUGAAAUCUGUUGUGUAUAAAUACCGCUAGGUGACUUGUAAAUCUAGCGCCCUCUGGUGUUCACUUUUGUAUCCUGUCGAGCUUGUCCCGACAAAUAUCCUUCUCUUGGUGAUGACGUAUUUUACUUCGCCAGAGAAAAAGUGGAACUGUCAAAUGAUUUGUUUGCCAUUUUAAUGUCUGUUACAUGCUGAAUUCUAAAAUUACUAUUGUGAUAUGUGUUACUCAUAUUUUGUCAGUGCUUGUUUUUUUUUCACAGCAGUAUGAGGAAUUUUUUUAUCUCCUUAUAUCCUAUAUAACUAUAAGAUAUGAAAGAAUAUUAUGUGAUCUUAUAGAAAUUUCAUCUAAAUAGUUUUGGAAGCAUUGUAAAAUCAUGUCUUUAAUCAAAAUACAGUCAUGAACGAAUCUUAAUGCCUGGCAGGCACAAGAUUGGUGAUGGUUAUAUGGAAACUUUGACACCGUUCUCAUUAUACUUUCUAAAACUGGUUUACUGGAAACUGGUUCAGGGAGCCAGUUUGAAAGAUCACAAUGCUAGCGCUCUCAUUUGAUCACCCAAAAGUUGUGUUCAAAACCACUUCACGUAAAGCGUUCUUCUUGGUAUGGGAACACUCUCAUUGGGGUGUUUCACGCGAAAUUUGAAACAGCAGCAUAGCCAUUCCACUUACAGUGUGUGGAGUAGCACGCUCGAUUGUGUGAAGAUCGCUUUCUGAAGAAUGGUUGUGUCCUCACUUAUGCUGAAAGCAGUUUAACAAGGUAAAGCAAUCUUCAAAACUUCAUAGCGAGGUGGUUUUCUGAACCGGUUUGAAGAUCGCUUUGACCGUUCUCAUUACACGUUAAACCAGUUUCCACUAAACUGGCUUCCAGUAUUAAGUUUAAGGACGGUACUGAGAACUGUGUCUUUGAGUGGUCCUCUCCUCUGGCGACAAUUGCUAGGCUCUAAAUUCCACGCACUAAAAUCAAAAGACAAACUUCAACCUUCCCUACACCUAACCAUAAACCUAACCUAAAACUGUUGCAACCCUAACCCUACAUCGUAGACAAAAUUAAGCCCAGAGCAAUUGUCACAGGAGCAAAUGUCGUGUCAACCUUCGGAUAAAACUUGUUAUGCCUGUUAAGCAUACAUGUAUAUGUACAAACUCAAGUUUCCUUUAAAGCAUAGCCACGGCCUUAUACAAUGUACAUGUAGGAUGCAAGUUCCGAAGUCAAAAUAUAUUAAUCAUUUAGGGCAAAAAACAAUUCCUUGUACACUAUACCGUAUUUGGAAGUUCAAUAAUGAAGCACUACAAUGUAUGAAACUUGUUAUAAAUUAUCUUGGAUCUUGACACACACAAAAAUUGCUUGUUAUUUUGGAAAGGAAUUACAGGUGUUCACAGGCAGGUAAGAACAUGUUUUAAAACAGGACAUCAAUGUGUCUAGACUAUGAAGAAAUGGGUACCACUCUCACUCAAAUCAGGUUUUUCCACCUAAAGAUUGUCAUAUAUCUUCACAAUGUAUCUCACAAAUGAAUAUGGACAUCAGGGAGUACUCUUCCAGGGCCCUGUCUCACAAACAGUUACAAUCGAUCCAAUCAAACUCAUCUGUAUGGAAAUCCAUCCAUACCAUAAUUUU